Sinocyclocheilus rhinocerous is the source of this 3208-nucleotide messenger RNA. RefSeq names its product protein FAM160B2-like. Lineage: Eukaryota; Metazoa; Chordata; Actinopteri; Cypriniformes; Cyprinidae. The transcript is spliced from 16 exons. The record is from RefSeq and is a predicted model, not a curated record.
UCAGUAGUGUUCACUAUCGCUACUGCAGGCAGAUCGAAUCGCUCAAGCUCAGCAGCCACAUAAACAAUGUUUACAAACUACACCAGCGCUGUAUAAUUGAUAUAAAGAUGUCCCAGACUUCACACAGAAUUUGAUAAGCUCAGCCAUGGACAUGUUUAAUAAAGUGACGGCUUUUCUGCAGCAGGCCUUGGAAACAAGCGAGCCUUCGAUAAACCUGCUGGACUCUUUUGUGGAUCACUGGAAAGCAAUAACCAACUAUUACAUAGAAACAACAGAUGAGUCUCGUCCGGUGAAGCAGACAGACAUCCCAUGGCGGCUCAGACAGAUGCUGGACAUCCUGGUGUAUGAGGAGACACAGCAAGGAGAGGAAACGGGUCCCUGCAUGGAGUACCUGCUCCAGCACAAAUUAUUAGAGACACUUUGCACGCUGGGAAAAGCACAGUAUCCUCCUGGCAUGAGUCAACAAGUGAUGUUGUUCUUCUCUAAAGUCCUGAGCCAGAUUCAGAAACCUGUGCUGCAUUUAAUCAAUGUCUAUCGGCCCGUACAGAAACUGAUCCAUUUAUGUGGACUCCCUGAUACAAAGACUGAAACAGAGGAGUCUCAGUUUUUAUUUGCUGUUUGCACUCGCGUCAAAAAAGACCCUUAUGUCCUCAACUAUAUCCUUGAGAUUACCAAAGACUCUCAGAAGAGGUGCAGCUCUACCUCAGACGAGGCUUUGGAGGAGGGCUGCAGUGCAGCCGCCAGUCCUGAGAGGGCUCCCUCUCCACCUCCUCCCUCUUCCAACGCUACCUCCUCCUGUUCGGCCCGCAGUGGAGCUCAUCCCUCCAGCUCACCUCAGACAGCCACAGGCAUUAUCCCUGUACUCAUGCACCUGGGGAAAAGUCAGAAAAGUCGUGUUAUGCUCAGAUCCAUGGAGAGUUUGCUGCUGCUGGUCAGUUUACCACAGGAGGACACUGGACAUCUGCUGGCUGAGGGAACACCACUGUGUCAUCUACUCGCUCAGAGACUGACUGAACUUUACUGCCUCAUACCCUCAUCACUCGACCCUGCAGACAUUCACAGCUACUCCGGCGCACAGUGGAGGGAUCAUUUCACACAGGACAGUACAGAGGAGAGCCAGUCGUUUCCUAGCAGUGAGAACGUCCAGAGGUUCUUCUGUUUUUUGGACUACUGCAAUGAGCUCACCAAGGAAGCACCAAGGGUACUUGGUGUUAAAUUGGCCAGAGCAAUUCACCUUCAGUGGCUUAAAGGAGUCAUUCAGCCUCAUCUGCUUCAGAUGUCAGAGGCUGGGAUCCUGGUACACACUGCUCUGCUGUCCUGUUCUGUACGUCACAUACAUUCUCCUGCGCUCCUGGAGGAACUGGUUCAGUUUCUGCUUGGCAACGACACACAUUGCGAAAAGCAACAGGACACACACACACACAUUCUACGUUACCGCCUUAUUGAAAACUGCAACCACAUCUCAGACGAGAUCAGCAUCACAACCUUGCGUCUCUUUGAGGAGCUUCUACAGAAGCCCAGCAAGAGCAUCUUGACCAAUCUGGUGCUGCGUAAUCUUGAGAAGCACAGCUACAGGCUGCCCGGUUCAGGGGUCAUGGACGAGAGACAUGGAGUUGAGAGUGAUGUUCUGGAAGAGUCUGAGGAGCUGGAAGAGGAUCCCUUCUUCACAGACAUGUAUGAAGACAGUGGGUUCGGCAGCCAGGAGCCUCUUCUGUCUCUGCCCAGUGUCAGAGAGAGACAUAAUCCCAGUGCGCACACACAAGUUGCAGACAUCGUCAACAGCUUCUUGUGUUUAGUGCCCCAAGAGGCAAAAACAUCGCAUCUGGUGCAGGGAGCAGGAUAUGACACAUACAUUCAUGAUGCACAUAAACUGGUGAGUUGACACUGAAAACAAAAUAAAAGCCAAUGUUUUGUGUUACUGGGCCAUUUUACUUCAUGCAAUCAGUCAAGCCAAAUGUACAGCAACUAUCAACUUUGUGCAAAAACUCACUGUUUUUUUUUUUUUUUCUUCUUACAAAUCCUGUUCGACAGGAUUGCACGCAUACUAGAGCAGCCGUAUGAGCUGAAUCUGCAGGUGACGUCAGUUCUGUCCAGACUGGCUGUGUUUCCUCACCCUCACCUGCACGAAUACCUGCUGGACCCAUACAUCAGCCUGAGCCCUGGGGCGCGAUCCCUUUUCUCCACUCUAGUCAGGGUGAUCGGGGAGUUAAUGCAAAGGAUCCAACACAUCCACAAUGUGACAGACAAACUGAUGAUGAUCAGGAGACAGCUGAUGGGACUGGAGGAGGAGACAAUGGUGGAUCAUGUGACCCUGCUGAAGGGUGUGAUAGUUCUGGAGGAGUUCUGCAAGGAACUGGCUGCCAUAGCAUUUGUCAAACUACCCAUAGAAGAGCAGUGAACCCAUGAUGCUAAAACCAAAGACAAUACAAAGGAUCAGCACCCAACAUCUGUUGAAUGGCUCCAUCACUGGGAGAAAAUGGAUUUGCACAGGACUGAGUUAAGUGGCAAUAUUUAUAGAUAUACAGGUCACUUUUGUUGAAUGUUGUCAGGGAGGAGUCAACCUGUCUGAUGGCAGGUUUGCCCAAGAAAAAAAAUAUUUAAAAAAAUUCAGACUGGUGCAACAGGAUUUCACAAUGACUGUGUGAUGUACGAAGUCGUUUAUUCUCCACAGCUGCAUAUCUCGCUAAAUGAUUACAUUUCACUUUAGAUGUAAGCAAUAGAAAAAAAUAUUUGUCUCUUGCACAAUAUUUACGUUUUUUUUACUAUAUACUAUAUUUUAUAGAGGUAUUAGGCCCAGUCAGUCAGUUCUUUCUGUCAGCAUGUUUUUUCAUUCAGAAAUGCAAAUCAAAACCUGAUCUCAGAUCAGAAUUCAUACACUAUGUAUGAUUUUAAGCCAUUGCACAUCCCCUCUUCAACUUUUCUUUUUGAAAUAUUAACUGGACUUGUUUAAGUACAGCAUUAUGGUGUGUAAAGUAAUUUUAUUUAUCUUUAAUCUACUUUUGUAAAGCCUGUGAAUAAUCAAGUGUUGUUUUAUUUUUCUGUAUGUUAUAUGGCUGAAUCAAAGGGCCAGAUAGGUACACAGAUUUGUGUGGUUGUGAUUUGCCAUUGGCCGGUACUCACAACAGAUCUUAAUUUUUUAUAGAGGUCUGACAACUGUACGCAAUACAUGCUUAUUUCUGUUAACACAGCAAUAAACUCCUAAAAUAUU